Molecule: messenger RNA, 1020 nt
Organism: Entamoeba invadens IP1
Lineage: Eukaryota; Evosea; Mastigamoebida; Endamoebidae
Exons: 1
Source: RefSeq, a predicted model, not a curated record
AUGGACACAAGUAGUUUCAUUGAAUCGAUUCUGACGUUUUAUACAAAUCAAAACGAGGAAGAGGCAAAAAGUUUAAAAGCGAUCAGAAAAACAUUUGAAAAAGCAAAAAAGAAAGACGCACUUACAAUGGAUGUGGUAGAGACCAUUUACAACGACCUUAGCACACUUUUCAAACAUAAAAAAUGGACGGCAGAGAAUUCCGAAAUCAAUUUAUUGGGGUUGAAAAUGAAAGUCGAUGAAUCGCACGAGCGUUCCAAGCCCUCAAAGAAAAAGGGUGUGAAGCGGACUACCGCACCAGCAACUACCAAAGCAAAGAAAGUCGAUUCUAACGAUUCUGAAAGUUCAUCGGAGCAAUCUUCGUCAGACGACGAGUGUAAAACACUUUCUCACUCCACUUCGGAGCAGUCCGAGCAAUCAUCCGAAGAGAAGAGUGAAGCUGUUGACAGUGAAAUCACCAAAAAUUGUGUGAAGUCACUUUCGCGCAAUUUAGUUGAGUUCCCGUACGUGGAAACCUUUCUCACAAAAUUAUUUGAGUGGACCGACCUUUCAAAGGCGCGGAUAGUGUUUGACAGUGAGAAGGAUGCUUUUGAUACUUUUUCAAAUAAAGCCAAAAACAAGGCAAACAUCUGUUUCAUCUUUUUCGAUGACCAAAACAAUGUCUUUGGGGCGUUCAGUAAAUUCAUAUUAAAAACAGCAUACAACGUCGAUACCUUCCAUGAUCGGAAAGACACGUCACACUUCAUUUUUACUGUGUCCAAUGGCGACGAUGAAAAUAUCGUGAAAUACACCCCAUUCAAAGACUUCGCCAUGAGUGAGACUGACUCGAGCGACGACGAUGAUGACGCUUGUGUUCUCCCUGGAGCUUCUGUUCUUUUGUGGGAAGGUGACGACUUUGUCCUCUCGUUUGGAAACAUGAGUAAGGGAUAUGCCGACCUCUCACCCAUAGGAGGCGGUUUGUCCUAUUUUUCUAACCUCAAAGCAGUAUACAAAAAUGUGGAAAACACAAUGUUCGACAAAGAC